AUGGAAGGGUCGCAGCAGCUGUUCGACGCAGACUGGGAUGUGCGUUCCACCCAGGAGCAUAAUGCGUCUUAUUGGUCUGGUAAGGCAUCAAUGCCUUCUAUCGCGCUGUUGAAGAGUAUCUGUGCGAAUGGAGGCAUGGUUGAGUUUGAGAUGGAUCCGUCAGGCGUUUUGGUAUGCCACAUUCCCGACCAUAAGGUUACCGUGAACAUGCUGGAUCCUAGUGGACUGCGCAGCCGCCGAGGCGAGGCUUAUGUGAUCGGCGACAUUGUCCUCCUGCUCUGUAUUCGCAGGGAGGAUUACACGUAUAGCUCUAUAACCAAGCGCGGAUUCAAAUACAUUAAUGUUUUGGAGCGCGAUCGCAUAAAGUCGAUUUUGGGCGACCCUGAUACGUCUCCUGACCUUCUGGAAGCCAAGGCGCGUUUCAUUCCAAUAAGUGGCACUGGAUCCAAUCGUGUAACAGGCUCUCGUAAUGACGUAUCGGACAGCAGCACGUCGCCACAAGUCACCUCCAAGCACAUGAUUGAUGUCGUGAUGAAGAAGCUUGAGGAGUCGUGGCGUACAUUUAGGCAAGAUACUUCUCCGGAAGACGAUGAGGGGUACAGGUCCGCUAAGAAACGGUAUUACAAUAUGUGCGUCCUCGCAGCUGGGCUUAUGGAGCGACCGUUAAGGACUCGGACAUCGGUGAUCAUGGCGCACGGCGAAGGCUUCGAGCGCUUUUUGCAAAAACUAGAAGCUGCCCAGGCAAACAAGUUGGCAUCUAAGGCGCGUGAUGCACCUAAAUCCGUAGGCAACGUUUUAAGAACACGUGAGUUAUCUGGAUUUACGUAA
Molecule: messenger RNA, 828 nt
Organism: Babesia ovata
Lineage: Eukaryota; Apicomplexa; Aconoidasida; Piroplasmida; Babesiidae
Product: RNA polymerase II accessory factor CDC73
Exons: 1
Coding region: 1-828 (275 amino acids)
Source: RefSeq, a predicted model, not a curated record